AUGACAAGUGGACAAGAAACUGGGGUUGAAGAUAUGUUUUCGUUUUUUGAAAAGAAGUAUGCUGCUUUAGAAGAAGUCAAUCAGCCCAUUGCGCCUGAGCAGUUGGCCGUUUUGAAAAACCAGCUUGAUUCCGAGAAACCAGGGGCCACUCCACAAUCACAAUUCAAUUAUGCCUGGGGAUUACUUAAAUCAGUGCUGCGUCAUGAUCAGGAAGCUGGUGUUAAGAUCUUAACUCACUUAUACCACAGCGUUCCAUCUAUGGAGAGAGAAUCAUUGUAUUAUUUGGCGUUGGGGUCUUUCAAAAUUGGCGAAUAUGCAAAAGCCAGAAGCUAUACCAACAAGCUUUUGGGUAAGGAACCCGAGAACACCCAAUUCAAGGCAUUAUCUCUGGCUAUUGAAGAUAAAAUCACUCAAGACGGUGUUAUUGGAAUCGGGGUAGCUGGAGGAAUACUAGCACUUGGGGUUGGUUUGAUUGGUGCAUUGGCUAGAAAAAAACGUUAGGUAUCCGAUAUUCCUAUCCGACAACGACUAAUGAUCUUUAAUUACUCUUUUAUUUUAAUG
This is a messenger RNA of Hyphopichia burtonii NRRL Y-1933, 561 nucleotides long. RefSeq lists its product as uncharacterized. The record is from RefSeq and is a predicted model, not a curated record. Bases 1 to 501 code for a protein of 166 amino acids. Gene Ontology annotation, molecular function: protein binding. Gene Ontology annotation, cellular component: peroxisomal membrane; mitochondrial outer membrane. Lineage: Eukaryota; Fungi; Ascomycota; Pichiomycetes; Serinales; Debaryomycetaceae. The transcript is spliced from 2 exons. Gene Ontology annotation, biological process: mitochondrial fission; autophagy of mitochondrion; peroxisome fission.